This is a messenger RNA of Ahaetulla prasina, 5972 nucleotides long. RefSeq names its product NOP58 ribonucleoprotein (gene NOP58). NCBI's taxonomy places the organism in Eukaryota, Metazoa, Chordata, Lepidosauria, Squamata, Colubridae. Gene Ontology annotation, cellular component: box C/D methylation guide snoRNP complex; small-subunit processome. The transcript has 15 exons. The record is from RefSeq and is a predicted model, not a curated record. Bases 162 to 1772 code for a protein of 536 amino acids. Gene Ontology annotation, molecular function: snoRNA binding.
AAGCAUUUCCGGGUGAAGCGAGCCGGAGACUUCCGCUCGCGGGGCGCGUGUUUCCUGCGGCGCGUGGUCCGUUCGCCCGCGUUCUUUUGCCACGCGCAUAAUCCCCCUCGCCUUUUCCCUGGGGAGCAGCGGCGCUCCCUGUUCUUGAUCCCGCCGCAGCGAUGCUGGUUUUGUUUGAGACGGCGGCUGGGUACGCCAUCUUCAAGGUUAUAGAUGAGAAAAAGCUUCAAGAAAUUGAUAACUUAUGGAAAGAGUUUGAAACACCUGAAAAAGCUAAUAAAGUCGUAAAACUGAAACACUUUGAGAAGUUUCAAGACACAACAGAAGCUCUUGCAGCAUCCACAGCACUGGUAGAAGGCAAAAUCAGCAAAAAUUUAAAGAAAAUCUUAAAGAAAAUAGUAGCCAAAGAUGCCCAUGAACAGCUAGCUGUAGCAGAUGCCAAACUGGGAGGUGUAAUCAAGGAGAAACUGAACUUAAGUUGCAUCCAUAGUCCAAUGGUUACCGAGCUGAUGAGGGGCAUUCGCACUCAAAUAGAAGGACUUAUCAGUGGCCUUCCAUCCCGGGAGAUGGCAGCUAUGUGUUUAGGACUGGCACACAGCCUCUCACGGUAUAAAUUGAAAUUCAGCCCAGACAAAGUUGAUACAAUGAUUAUCCAAGCAAUAUCUCUUCUUGAUGACUUGGACAAAGAAUUGAAUAACUAUAUUAUGCGUUGUAGAGAAUGGUAUGGGUGGCAUUUUCCUGAACUGGGCAAAAUCAUCACAGAUAAUCUAGCAUACUGUAAAUGUGUACAAAAAAUUGGAGACAGAAUAAACUUUUCCUCUUCUGAUCUGUCUGAGCUCCUUCCGGAGGAGGUGGAAGAAGAAGUGAAAGCGGCUGCAGAGAUCUCCAUGGGGACUGAAGUGUCAGAAGAAGAUAUAAGCAAUAUACAGCAUCUUUGUGAUCAGGUUAUUGAGAUCUCUGAGUAUCGAGCAACACUGUAUGACUAUCUGAAAAAUAGAAUGAUGGCCAUUGCACCUAACCUCACUGUUAUGGUGGGAGAACUAGUAGGAGCAAGGCUUAUUGCCCAUGCUGGUUCCCUGCUGAAUCUAGCGAAGCAUCCAGCAUCAACAGUUCAGAUUCUGGGAGCUGAGAAAGCACUUUUUAGAGCACUGAAGACUAAGCGUGACACUCCAAAGUUUGGUCUGAUUUAUCAUGCUUCCCUUGUAGGGCAAACAACAGCUAAAAAUAAAGGAAAGAUUUCACGUAUGCUAGCAGCCAAAACAGCUUUGACUAUUCGUUAUGAUGCCCUUGGAGAGAGCACAAGUGCUGAGAUGGGAGCCGAGAACAGAUUGAAAGUAGAAACAAGAUUACGGCACCUGGAGGAGAAAGGGAUAAGACGAAUAAGUGGUACGGGGAAAGCUGUGGCCCGCGCUGACAAAUACCAGCACAAGAGUGAAGUGAAGGUCUAUGAUCCUUCUGGGGAAUCUACGCUCCCCCUGGUCCCAAAGAAGCGCAAGGAACGAGAAGAGAAUGAAGAAGAACAGGCAGUUCCACAAAAGGCAAAGAAGGCUAAACUAGAAAUCAAAGAAGAGGAACAGAAUGAGGAUGAGCAAGUUGAACAAGAGGAGGAAUAUGUUAAAGAGAAGAAAAAGAAAAAGAAAAAACAGAAAACUCAAGAAACGUCUGUUUGGGUAGAAGACAAUGCAGAGGAGCCAUCGACCAGUAUGGUGGUGGAGAAUACAGAAAAGAAGAAAAAGAAAAAGAAGAAAAUUAAAGAAGAGCCAGAAGAUUAAGAACAGGGAGUUUUCUCGGAUGGUUUGGCUCACAUUUGGACUUCGGGGACAUUAAUUUUUGAACUAGAUUUUUGUCUAAUUAAGAUCAAGAAACUGUAUAUUUUCCUUCAAUAUUUUGUUUUUAAAGCUGAUCUUAGUUUUAACAUUGACCUGUUAAAUGGUUAUAGUUUUGCUUCAGUAACACUAUAAAUUGUUGCGAAAUUGGUUAUCAAAAAAGUAGUAUGAUUGCUUGAAAUGAGUAACAAUGUGUGUCCCUUUUCAAACAAAACCCCUUACUGGGAUGAAUUGGAUUACUAUCAAUUUAAUUUUAUGAAGAGAAUUUUCAAAGAUCUUUUCUUGCAACAGCAUUUAGCAGAUAGGGUGCAGCAUGGUUCUAUUAUAGAACAGGCUGUAUGCAAAACAAUGCAUACAGACUAGUUUUAUUGAAUAGAUACAAAUAAUGGCCUUGUAAAUUUUUAGCAGAAAAUGAACUAUGCCCAAUUGAUACAGAGAAACAGCUAGCAUUUUUUUUAAAGUGCAAUUAGCACUACUCUGUUAAAUCCCUUUACAGGUAGUCCUUGGGUUAUGAUGGAAAUUGGAACCAUAAUUGUGGUCAUAAAGCAUGAUGUCUGACUUACCAGAUCAACUUACAACCUGACCCCUCUCCCCCACCCCAGCUUCCCCGUUGAUUUUGCUUGUGUGAAUCCAGCAGGGAAGAUUGCAAAUGACUAUAACCUUGAUAAGUGCGAACUCAUUGUCAAGCAUCCAAAUUGUGAUUGUGUGACAGGUGCAAUAGUUGAAACUUCAAUGAGUGGGAUAUAAGUCCCCCUUGUUCAUCACCAUCACAGCUUCAGAUGGUAGCUGUGUCAGUCUUUGGUAAGCAAGAAACCAAGUUGUUUCCUUUCGCUCUUUGAACUGGUGGCUGAGAAGCAGGAACCAGCCCAAGCUCACCUGAACUGCUGCGCCCCUGAUUUCCCUGACCUUCAGGAGCAGCAAGAAAGGGCCAGCAGAAAAAGAGGCAAUAUUAGGGGAAUUAAAAAGUUCUCUGCAAGAAGAAACUUCCGGGUCCUAGUGGAAACCACAAAUUUUAUAGGACAACUUUAGCAUGAAAAGGACAUGGGAAGAUAGUGACAGGUAUCCCUGAAUAAAACUGAUAUGACAGCUUUGAUAUUUCACCAAAUGGCAUUUAUGAUAGAGUACUGUUUGUGUUUUCCCAACCAGGCACCCCUUUUGAAAUCUUAUAUCCAAUGCUUUCUUUGCCAUGUCCCAAAAGAUACUGAUUAUAACAGUGGUUCUCAACCUUUAUAGUGCUGCGACCCCUUUAAUACAAUUACCCACGAUGUGGCGACCCCAACCAUAAAAUUAUUUUCGUUUUGAAUUUAUCGCGCCUGAAGCCGUAUUGGCUAGAGAUCUGAACUGCUUGCGAUUGCCAUGAGGCCGGAGGCAUUAAAACGGAGACUCCUCCCCUGUUAAGUUUAUCGCGCCUGAAGCCAGAUUAGGCUAGCGAUUGGGAGUGAUUGCAGCUGGCUUGAGAGGGAGACAUCAGAGCAAAGAUUUCUCUCUUUUUUAAUUCAUUGCACCUGAAGCCGAAUUUGGCUAGCGAUUUGAAGAGCCUGCAGCUGGCUUGUGGAGUCAACCAUUGGAGCGCGAUUCUUCGACUCGCAAGUAUACUUCCCAUAUUUCCGAUGGUGUUAGGCGACCCCUGGCAAAUCGUCAUUCGACCCCCAAUGGGGGUCGCAACCCACAGGUUGAGAACCGCUGGAUUAUAAAGAGAAGAAAAUUGGUCUAUAUGUCUGUUUCUUCUUGAGUCAAAACGGUAGGCUGCAUUUUUAUCAGGGAUAUAUUUUGAAAUGACCGAAAAGCUGAUAUUUUGGCUGGGCCUACAGAAUAUUGUAGUCAAAGAUUUAUCUGGAAUGGAUAUGCUGAAAGAUUGGUAGCUUUCACUUCCUUGACUUAAAAUUGUUCCAAGUGUGGCUGGAAAAUAAGCAUGAAAUACUGCAUAUUUGAAGUCUGCAUAUUCAAAGAACACAUUUCUGCUUGAACUAUUCCAAGGAGUGAGUCUUGGCAUUACUUUUGGAUCAUGAAGAAAACAGAUGGAAAAAUUCAGUUAGUGAUCUUUUCAGCCUUUGCCUCGCUUCCUUUCCCUUCUGCUAAUAGUAUGCGGCACUAUCUUAGAAACAUGCAUGGAAGAAUUUUGCAACUUUGGCCAGGAUGUUAUUGUUGUUGAUAGCUAAACUAGUGUCAAAAUGAUCGUAAGUUUGUAUGUUGGAAAUGCUCUGUUGAUUGUUGCAUUAUUAAAGCAACAAUCUACUAUUAAGGAUGGUGCACAUUUAUCAAGUGCCCCAAUCCUAAACCAAUAGUAUUUUCUGUUUGGGGGUGGGAAAUGAUUAAACCCACCUUUAAAAAAAGUUUGACAGACUGAUGGAGACUACAGCUAUCUGUGAGGAACACAUGCUGCCUUCAGAUUCAGAAGCUGCAUCUAGUAAAAGAAUAGAUGAGUGGCUUCUUUACGUCAACACCUGUCUGUUUCCUAACGACAUAUGGCUGGUUGGCUGCUAUGGAAAGUGGUUGCUUAGCUGGAUAGGCUGUGAUUCACUCUCCUUUUCUCUUCUGAAUUGAUGGGGGGUGGGGAAACUAUCAAGCUGCUAUUUUUCUUGAUAGAACCAAAUGAAUCCCCCUUUUUAAAGCAACAAAUUAUUCUCUGAAAUUGCUUCCUUGUGGAAGCUUGGUGGGAUGGAGCAGGGAUCACAUACUAUUUGGAGAGAGAGAACAACAUUUCAGAUUAAUUAUAAACAUGAGAAAGCUGUUGCAGCCAAGUGUUCAUGUUCUAUUCUAAAGGCUAUAAUUGCACAUUUUCUCUAAAACUAUGCUCAGUGCAGGAGCUGGGUUAUAUUUAAAAAUGCAGUGUAAGCAUGGAUUGCACAUUAAAACCAUAAGUAAAGCAGUUGUUGCUCCAGGGCACAGAUAGUUCUACUUACGCUCUGAACACAUGUACUCGGGUGGGAAAAUAAUAUUGGGAACUACAGGAGACAAAUGUUAUUCUUCCUUGUGAAAAAUUGGGGGAAAAAACAAGAGGCUUCUCUAUAAAAUACUUUCAGGCAUAUGGUUGGAUGUGUUCAAUAACCAUGGUUAUAAACAAUUAGCUAUGCAUGUUCUACCUAGGUAUCUGCUUUUUUUUAAAAUGCCUGGUAAAAUAUAUUGAUAGAAUGCCACAUAGAUUUUAAAAUUUAGUGGAGGAUUUUAUAACAUCAUUUUUAAAAUUCUAAUUGGUCCUGUGUGAGGCAGUAUAAGUCAAGUGAUGUCACCAUUUUUUUUUUCUAUCAGUUAGAAUCAUCUUGUUCUCCAUCCAAUUAUAUUGAGGUCCUGAAUUAUAUUAUGGAGCAAAGCUUUUGCAGCAAACUUACCUAGACUAGCUCUUCAAGCUCCUGCCCCAUAUUGCUUGCAGAAAAUAUUUCCCCAUGGAUUAGAAUGGGAUAGAGAAUUUUCUCAGAAGGUUGGGAGUUAUGUUUUUCUCCCCGGAAGAGGAAAUGUGUCAAAAAAUAAAGAGAUGUAUAACAUAGGUAAGUGCUAAUUACAUCUAAUUACAUAGGAGCACCGGACUAAAACAGGGAGAGUGAGUUCUAGUUCUGUCUUCAGCAUGGAGCCAGUUGGCUGACUUUGGGCCAGCCAUUCUUGGCAUUAGGCAGGGGCAACUCUUUUGUGAAAAAUAUUGCUAAGAAAAUGUACAGAUGCCCAGAGUUGAGGGUGUUUGUAAAUUACCGGUGAAAAAAAAUACGUCUUGGCUCUUGCCAGUGGACUAGUGUGACUGCUUUGUUUUCUAGCUACAAUAGCAAUUUUAUCUUAUUUAUUCGUAUCCUACCUUUAUUAUUUGUACAAAUAACUCAAGGCAGUGAACAUAUCCAACACACCACCACCUAUUUUUGUCACAACAACCUUGUGAGGUGAGUUGGGUCGAGAGAAAGGGAGUGGCCCAAGAUCACCUAGCUUAUGGUUUGUCUUUAAAACAGGUCAGACAGUACUUCAGUUAUUUGUAAAAUUGACACAUACUGUAGAGGUUAGUCAUAUUUAUCUUCCUUGUUUGGGUGUCUACCUGAGAAAGGGAGAGGCCAGGCACUGUGUCAAUUGAGCAGGGAGCACUUAGUUCUGUAACAAAAAUAUUAAAAUAUUUGUAGGGAAAAAAUCCCAAAAUAAUAGGUGUUUAUGCAGAUUGCAACACAAAAG